AACACGCAAAUUCUCUCAAUCCCAGGUUUCUUACUUUUUCCUAUUCACAAUUGUGUCAACUCUUUACAGAUACAGUAUAUGGCAGACUGAAGAGGUUGCGAAAGAUAACGCGUGUACGAGGAUAAAGGAGAUUCCGACCGGGAUAACUUUUUCCAAAGAUAGGUGCGCCCAUGUCAGUCUGUGAUUUAUAGCCCAAAUAUGAGGUACGUUUAUAGCCAGCGGUCUUUGAUGGUCCUGUCUUCAUUAGGGAUCCUAUCUGGGAUUAUGUCUCUGCUAUCAGUCGUUCUGAUUUUCCAGAUACAAUCACAACAGAUUGCUGUGAAGGAAUCACCCCCCAACAUCUCCAUCGUGCCAACUAAUGUUUGGGCAGUGCUGAUGCCAGUGUCUACAGUGCUCUCUGCUCUCUCCCUCACGCUCAAUUUGAGCUCUGUCGUGGUCUGCCUUCUGCACAGCUACUUUACAACCGAGAUAUGCAGAGGAGAAGAUACAGAAAGAGCAGACUGGUUCCUAUUCCAUAGCCAACAUGUCCGACAUGUGGCCAUUGGAUUAUUUUGCCUUGGGGUUUCAGUAUACUUAGCAGCUAUGUCCAUCUACAUGCUGCUGGUGUUUGAGGUAGAGACAGGCAUCGCCAGCGCAUGCGUACUGGCCUCAGGAAUCCUGAUUCUGCUGGUGAUCGUGAUUCACUCACUGGUCAAAGCUGCCCGCACCGCCCAACACUACCAUGGUGGGGAGCACACUGACAGAGUGUACCAGAACCAGCACGGAGGGUGCACCCCUGCCGCCCGCCACGGCGAGCUCCAAGACGGGGACAAACCCAGGAGGCACCGCAACAACUCCCAUCUCCACCGACAGUUGUCCUACCCUCCCUGUACUGACCCAAAGCAGCAUCACCAGCAUCAUUCCCCAUCCCAUGGCCCACAGAGUCACGGCAGUGACAAGGACGGCUACAAUAGUGGUGGGAGUGGGGGUGGCUUGAGAAUGCACAGGACCCUGUCGACAGAGUCAGGGCCGCUGCAGUCUCCGUCUAAACCAUGGAAUGGCAUUAACAAUGAGAUGAGAAGCGUGCUGGCCCGCAAGUCAGGGGCCUCCAGUAAAGACUCUACUCUAGUGUGAGAUGCACUGCACAAGUCAUCGCAGUUAGCACAAGACUAGUUCAUUACGCCCAUACUAUCUACCGUUCUGAAGAAUAUGGAUAGAAUAUGGAUAGAAAAUAGCUGAAGCUAUAUAAAAGGUCUGAGCUAUCCCUCCAUGACCCAGGCACCAUUACUACCAUUACUGUACAUUUCUAUAUAGUGGAAUUGUCAUUUUAAUACACCUUUCUUAACAUCCCUAUUGACUUUUUACACACAAACCAUGUUUGAUUCCAUCACUAUUAAGCCCUCUGUAGAAUGUUUACUUCCUGGUAUUCCAAUGGAACAUAUUAGUGACUUACUAGUUACAGCUAAUGCUUUUGUUGCGAUGUGAUUAUACAAUUUAAAGAUUUGCUAAUAAAUGCUUUCAUUUUCAAGUGUUUGGUAAAGACCAAGAAUGAUCUAUGAAAUAUA
Messenger RNA from Salmo salar (Atlantic salmon), 1544 nucleotides. RefSeq names its product transmembrane protein 221. Lineage: Eukaryota; Metazoa; Chordata; Actinopteri; Salmoniformes; Salmonidae. The record is from RefSeq and is a predicted model, not a curated record.